AUGGAAGGACAUUCUCGGAAACAUUGUGAAGUCAAAAAGGCCAAAGAAUUUCUUAAUGAAGUUAAACAUAGAUUUAUUCAAGAUAACAGGAGGGAUAAGUAUGAUGAUUUUCUGAAAGUCUUGAAGGAUUACAAGACAAAAAGGAUUGAUGAUGCAACUAUCAGUAAAUUAUUGAAUGGAUUAUUCGAAGGUCAUAGAGAUCUUAUAUCAAGAUUGAACUACUUCAUGCCUGAUGGAUUUAAGAUCAAGCUUCCAAAAGAGGAGGAAGAAUCUCUAGAACAUUCUGAAGAAAAAAAUGCCAAAGAAUUUGUCAAUGAUGUUAAGUGUAGAUUUAUUCAAGUUAAUCAGAGGGAUAAGUGUGAUAACUUUUUGAAUGUCUUGAAUGAUUACAAGACACAAAGGAUUGAUGCUGCGAAUCUCAGUAAAUUAUUAAAGGGAUUAUUUGAAGGUCAUAGAGAUCUUAUAUUAAGAUUGAACUAUUACAUGCCUGAUGGAUAUGCAAUCAAGCUUCCAUCGGAGGAGGAACAAUCUCUGGAACAUUGUGAAGCAAAAAAUGCCAAAGAAUUUUUGAAUGAAGUUAAAUGUAGAUUUAUUCAAGUUAAUCAGAGGGAAAAGAAUGAUAACUUUCUGAAUGUCUUGAAGGAUUACAGGACACAAAGAAUUGAUGAUGCAAAUCUGGUUAUAAAAAUGAAGAAAAUAUUUGAAGGUCAUAGUGAUUUAAUAUCAAGAUUAAACUACUUCCUACCUGAUGGAUAUGAAAUCAAGCUUCCAUUGGAGGAGGAACAAGUUCAUGUUAAAUUGGAAGAUGCUAAAAGUUCUUGA
Molecule: messenger RNA, 822 nt
Organism: Medicago truncatula (barrel medic)
Lineage: Eukaryota; Viridiplantae; Streptophyta; Magnoliopsida; Fabales; Fabaceae
Product: paired amphipathic helix protein Sin3-like 1
Exons: 4
Coding region: 1-822 (273 amino acids)
Biological process (GO): negative regulation of transcription by RNA polymerase II
Cellular component (GO): chromatin; histone deacetylase complex
Molecular function (GO): transcription corepressor activity
Source: RefSeq, a predicted model, not a curated record